AUGUCCGAAUAUUGGAAAUCCGCGCCGCGCCAUUGGUGCAAACAGUGCAAGAUCUUCAUUCGCGACACGGCCUUUGAAAAGACCCAACACGAAGCCAGCCCGAAACACCAAGGCAACCUUCGACGGUUCCUCAACCAAAUCCACAAAGACAAUGAGCAGCAGCAAAAAGAAUCACAGCGAGCGAAAUCCGAGGUUGAGCGAUUAAGGCAGGCUGUCGGUGGUGGUUCUACAAGUAAAGGUGGCGCGGCGCCGCCAGCGAAGCGAAAUGCGCCGCCAGCCCCCAAGCCUGCAGAGAGGCCAGCUACCCUCGAGGAUCGAAAGAGGCAGAUCGCAUCACUUGCGGCAAUGGGUGUGGCCGUCCCUGAGGAAUACCGGGCCGACUUGGCUUUGGCUGGGGACUGGCACACCACCUCAGAGACAAAGAUUGAGCAACCAAAGCAAGGGCUGGAAGGUCCUACAAAGUCGAUCGGUGUACGCAAGCGAAAACUCGAAGGGGAGGACGAAGAUGGUGAACCUGCGCCAGAAAUGGUCGUUAACAAAAGCUGGGGCUCGCGAUUAAAGACAUACCCCGGCGCCCAAGACGACGGAGACCUGGAUGCCUUGUUUGCAUCCACCAAAGACAUUAAAAUGACGAAGACAUUUACGCCUAAGGCCGAAGUUGUUGAAGCGGAAACCGCUCCCGACCAAUCCACCAGUGCCGUCAAGAAAGAAGAUGCUUCUCCCAAGCUAGAAGACCAAGGGACAGGUGAUUCGACUGUGGUCAAGACAGAAGAGCCUGUCUCACAAUCAGGGCUGGUGCCAGAAACAGCGACAGAAGAGAAGCCCCCGACCGAAGAUGCUGCCCCCAGCGUGGUCUUCAAAAAGCGCAAGCCCAAAACCAUGAGAAAGUGA
Penicillium brevicompactum is the source of this 891-nucleotide messenger RNA. Its product is annotated as putative formin binding protein. NCBI's taxonomy places the organism in Eukaryota, Fungi, Ascomycota, Eurotiomycetes, Eurotiales, Aspergillaceae. Gene Ontology annotation, biological process: mRNA splicing, via spliceosome. Gene Ontology annotation, molecular function: zinc ion binding; RNA binding. The coding region runs from base 1 to 891 and encodes 296 amino acids. The transcript is spliced from 2 exons. The record is from RefSeq and is a predicted model, not a curated record. Gene Ontology annotation, cellular component: precatalytic spliceosome.